This is a messenger RNA of Penicillium oxalicum, 2655 nucleotides long. Its product is annotated as WD40 repeat domain-containing protein. Gene Ontology annotation, molecular function: protein binding. The record is from RefSeq and is a predicted model, not a curated record. Gene Ontology annotation, cellular component: nucleus; transcription repressor complex. The transcript is spliced from 5 exons. Lineage: Eukaryota; Fungi; Ascomycota; Eurotiomycetes; Eurotiales; Aspergillaceae. The coding region runs from base 1 to 2655 and encodes 884 amino acids. Gene Ontology annotation, biological process: negative regulation of transcription by RNA polymerase II.
AUGUCGAUAAGGAGGCACCAGUGGGACAACAAUGGGGGAAAUGUCCAAUUCGAAGGCACUGCGACACAUUCCACCUUCAUUCAAAACAUCGGAGACCAAGACCGACAAAGCAGGGAUCGCUGCCGCGAAUACUUCGCAGUGACGGAUCCGCGCGACGUCAAGACAAACAUCCACCAGACAAGAGGGGCGCCCCUCAAAGAGUCCUAUGAAUGGAUCCUCCACCACCACCAGUUCCAGUGUUGGCGCGACGGUAACAACAGUAACGACAGUCAGGUCCUUUGGAUCAAGGGGGAUCCUGGUAAAGGCAAGACAAUGCUACUCUGUGGCAUCAUCGACGAGCUUAACCCGACCAUAGAAAUAGCAGAUUCCCAAGCCAAGACAUUCCUGUCUUUCUUUUUCUGUCAAGCCACUGUUCCUAAGCUGAGUAACGCUCAUGCUGUCUUACGUGGGUUGAUCUAUAUGCUUGUGGACACACAACCAUCAUUUCUCUCUCUUAUACAGAAAAGGUUCAAUCAAAAUGGGGAGCCACAAUUUGGGGGUGCGGAAGCAUGGGCUGCAUUGUGCAAUAUGUUCUUAUGUAUCUUGCGCGCCUGUACCACGGACAAGAUCUACAUUAUAGUUGAUGCUCUGGACGAAUGCGUACAGGACCAAGAUAAACUGUUACAGCUUAUUCUCCAGGAGACAAGGGGAUUACCGCACGUCAAAUGGAUCAUAUCCAGCCGGAACCACGUUAAUCAGCGCAUAAGGCUUGACGACUCGCAGUCAAUACUGAGCCUGGAACUGCAGGAAAACGCCGAAGCUGUGUCUCUGGCCAUCGGAGCUUACAUCUCGAACCGGUUAGCGGAACUUGAGUCUCUGGAGGAGGAUGAUACUUUGCUGGAAUAUGUUCAGCAGACCCUCGAGGAGAAAGCCGAAGGAACGUUUCUCUGGGUGGCGCUCGUCGUCCAGGAACUUCGGGGCGUUGAUAGCUGGGACGUGAAGCAAGUGGUGGAUGAAGUGCCGACAGGGUUGGAUGAUAUGUAUGCGCGAAUGAUAGACCAGAUCGAACAGGAAGCGCCUCGAACCCGAAAGUUUUGCCACUUGGUCCUCUCAGCUGCUACCCUGGCCUAUCGGCCGCUUCAGCUACUGGAGCUAGGGGCAGUGUCGGGACUCCCUGACGAGAUCGCCGGAAAGGCGAAAAGUCUUGUGACGAUGAUCAAGAGGACCGGCUCGUUCCUCACGGUCCGCGACGAAAGCAUCUACUUUGUGCAUCAGUCUGCCAAGGACUAUCUAAUCGGAAAGGGCGCGCAGAGUAUCUUCUCGGCUGGCCCUACGGUUGCCCAUCGCCGAAUGUUCACGCAGUCCCUCCAGGUCGUGAAGAAGGCGUUACGGCGGGAUAUGUAUAGCCUAGGAGCCCUGGGUACUCCUAUCAAGCAAGCCCAGCCACCUAAUCCGGAUCCGCUUGCAGUCGCACGAUACUCGUGUGUCUACUGGGUCGACCAUCUACGAGAAAGCGGAUCAUACGAAGAUCUCAAGGAGGGUGGUACUGUCGACACGUUUCUUCGAACGCAGUGUCUCUACUGGCUCGAGGCACUGAGCCUCCUGCGAAGCAUAUCGGAUGGAAUUAUGUCGAUACAGAGACUGAAGGAUCUCGUAUUGGAACGACCGACAGCAGCCAAACUGAGCAUCCUCGUCCAAGAUACAUAUCGAUUCAUUCUGUACCACCGAAUGGCGAUCGAGAACAGCCCCCUACAGGCGUACGGUUGUGGGCUUGUAUUUAGUCCAUCGCGGAGUUUGAUUAAGAAGUUGUUCUGGCACGAGCGGCCCAAAGAUGUCACGAUGAUGCCGCCAAUGGGAAAUGACUGGGAUGCGCACACCGGGGCAUGCCUGCAGACGCUGGAGGGCCAUGAUAGCUAUGUCAACUCAGUGGUGUUCUCCCCCGACGGCAGCCGCGUCGCGUCCGGGUCUUCGGAUAACACGAUCAAGAUCUGGGAUGCGCACACCGGGGCCUGCCUGCAGACGCUAGAGGGCCAUGGCGACUGGGUCAACUCAGUGGUGUUCUCCCCCGAUAGCAGCCACGUCGCGUCCGGGUCGGAGGACGAGACGAUCAAGAUCUGGGAUGCGCACACCGGGGCCUGCCUGCAGACGCUGGAGGGCCAUGGCGACUGGGUCAACUCAGUGGUGUUCUCCCCAACGGCAGCCGCGUCGCGUCCGGUGGUGUUCUCCCCCGACAGCAGUCGCGUCGCGUCCGGGUCUUUGGACAAGAUGAUCAAGAUCUGGGAUGCGCACACCGGGGCCUGCCUGCAAACCCUAAAUGUUGGCAAUUAUGUGAAUAUUCUUUCCUUCGACACCACCAACUCCUCUCUUCACACUAGCGUUGGGAUUUUUCCCCUUCGUGGCUCAGCAACACCUAAUCCUAGGCCUCCGACUAAAGUGUCCGCGUUAGACCUCCAAUCACCUAGUGCAAAUCAACUGCCGCAACCCCCCGAAUAUCAAGGCUACGGUAUCAGUUUCGAUAGACUCUGGAUCACGCGGCGUUCACAGAACUGGCUCUGGCUGCCUCCCACCUAUCGCCCGACCAGUUCGGCUGUAGGAAAGUCCGGAAUAGCGGUGGUGCUUGGCUGCCCGUCUGGACGUGUUUUGAUCUUCGGAUUCGCGACUGGGGGUGCCGACUGA